This is a messenger RNA of Lontra canadensis (Northern American river otter), 1307 nucleotides long. RefSeq names its product kallikrein related peptidase 10 (gene KLK10). The transcript is spliced from 6 exons. NCBI's taxonomy places the organism in Eukaryota, Metazoa, Chordata, Mammalia, Carnivora, Mustelidae. The record is from RefSeq and is a predicted model, not a curated record. Bases 76 to 912 code for a protein of 278 amino acids. Gene Ontology annotation, molecular function: serine-type endopeptidase activity. Gene Ontology annotation, biological process: proteolysis.
CCCACUCGGCAGGGCACAGCCACUUCUGGGUCUCCUUCUUCCUUCCAGCAUCGACUCCCAGUCUCAGUCCUGGCCAUGGGACUCCCGCACCGCCACCUGUGCACCGCCUCUAGCGCCCGGGCCCUGUCGAGGCUGCUGCUGCCGCUGCUCGUGACGCAACUGUGGGCCGCGGAGGCGGUGCUGCUCCCCAGAAACGACACCAGCGUGGACCUUGUGGCCUCCGGCGCUCCUUGCGCACGCGGUUCGCAGCCCUGGCAGGUCUCCCUCUUCAGUGGCCUCUCGUUCCACUGCGCGGGCGUCCUGGUGGACAAGAGUUGGGUGCUCACAGCCGCGCACUGCAGGAACAACAAUCCUCUAUGGGCUCGCAUUGGGGACGACCACCUGCUCCUCCUCCAGGGCGAGCAGCUCCGCCGGACCACUCGCCAAGUCAUCCACCCCAAGUACCACCAGGGCUCAGGCCCCAUCCUGCCGAGGCGGACAGAUGAGCAUGACCUCAUGCUGCUGAAGCUGGCCAGGCCCGCUGUGCUGGGGCCUCGCAUCCAGACCCUGCGCCUGCCCUACCGCUGUGCCCAGCCCGGAGACGAGUGCCAGGUCGCUGGCUGGGGUACCACGGCUACCCGAAGAGUGAAGUACAACAAGGGCCUGAGUUGCUCCAGGGUCACUGUCCUGAGCUCUAAAGAGUGCGAGGUCUUCUACCCUGGUGUUGUCACCAACAACAUGAUGUGUGCAGGACUGGACCAGGGUCAGGACCCCUGCCAGAGUGACUCCGGUGGCCCUCUGGUCUGUGACCAGACCCUGCAGGGCAUCCUUUCAUGGGGCGUUUUCCCCUGCGGCUCAGCUCAGCAUCCAGCUGUCUACACCCAGAUCUGCAAAUACAGCUCCUGGAUAGAGAAAACCAUACGCUCCAACUGACCCGAGGCCCUGCCACUCCACCAGCUGCCGUCUUGCUCCUUCCUUCACAGUUGUGGGGGCUGAAUUCUCCCCCUGUUCUGUUCGAACCUCCACUGCCCAACACCUGCUAACAUCUUUCCUCAUCUCCCCCUGCCUACUGCUGCUCUUUCCACACUUUGAAGCCAAAGUGUCAAUAGAGGUGGUCAAGUUUAAUUCAAGAGAAGCAAGGAAGCUGGUGGUCACCCAGCAUCUGAGAGAAGUUGUCACUCACUCAGCCUGCCUCCCUCUGCUAAUCCCUGCUGUGUGACCUCGGGCAAGCAGAGUAACCUGUCUGGGCCUCUGUUUCUUCAUCUGGAAGAUGGGGACAAUGGAGUGCCUGCCUCAGAGGCAAUGUGAAGAGACGAUCAUACAACACG